This is a messenger RNA of Colletotrichum godetiae, 1057 nucleotides long. Its product is annotated as Alpha/Beta hydrolase protein. Bases 55 to 900 code for a protein of 281 amino acids. The record is from RefSeq and is a predicted model, not a curated record. Gene Ontology annotation, molecular function: carboxylic ester hydrolase activity; palmitoyl-(protein) hydrolase activity. NCBI's taxonomy places the organism in Eukaryota, Fungi, Ascomycota, Sordariomycetes, Glomerellales, Glomerellaceae. Gene Ontology annotation, biological process: protein depalmitoylation. Gene Ontology annotation, cellular component: cytoplasm. The transcript is spliced from 2 exons.
ACUCAACUUUUGGUCAACAUUUGUUCAAAAGGUAUCAUUGCCAACACAUAUACAAUGUCACCCGCCACGGAAGGUGUCUACCUUGAUCCUGUUGAGGGCCACGAGCACACCCACACCGUCAUCAUCCUUCACGGCAGAGGCAGCAACGGCGAAGAGUUUGCGGAAGAGUUCCUUGAAUGCGAAGUCUCCCAAGACCUGGCACGCAUCUUGGCCGUCUUGGCUCAUCCAGCCGAUGGUCCUGAGCAACCAAACGACCCCCUGGACGAUAUCCCAGCGCGACCAUUACCCCCUCGAACCCUCCGAGAACUGUUCCCAACUUUCAAAUGGGUCUUCCCUACCGCACCAUCUUCCCCAUCAGACCAGAACCCGAACGUGUAUCCGGAACUGCAGGAACCGGGCCUGUGCGAGAGCAUCGACUACAUCAACGAAUUUAUUAACGAGGAAGCCGACUACGUUCCAUUUGACAACAUCUUCCUGGGCGGUAUCAGCCAGGGAUUCGCAGCAGUCGUCGCGACCCACCUGCACGGGUGUGGAAGCUUUGCUGGUCUCUUUGGCUACGCUAGCUGGGCGUACCCCGGUCUAGCACCUUUCGAAGUCCCAGCAGGUCUUGGUGGCGGCAAUGGCAUUUGGAAAAUAAAGUGUGGUGAUGCGGACUACCAGAUGGCACACACGCCCAUCUUCCUUGCUCACGCCCUCAACGACGAAGUGGUUCCGGUGAAGAACGGAAGGGCCCUAUAUAGGGCCUUGCGUAACAUAGGCAUGAAAGAAGUCGAGUGGCACGAGUAUCAAUAUGGCGGCAACUGGUUCACUGAGCCCGAAAGCAUAGAUCAUCUCGUUUCCUUCCUCAUGCGCAAUAUGGGCUCCACGGAAGAUGGCUCUACGGAAGGCGAGUCUACGUAAGAUGACUCCAAGGAGGUUGAACAGUAGUCUGGUAAGGAAGAUAUCUGAUUUUGUAGGGGGGCGAGAGCAGAAAGGUCUUGAUUGGAGACCAGCGAACAGCGACAUGCUCCAGGCCUUUUCAAAGCGGAACCAGCAUACGGUCGGGAGCAGGAAGUAU